UUUACAUAUUUUUUUCAGUAAUUAGAUACCGGCCGUGGUUAGUCACGUUUAGACCAGCGUGCGCAAUACGUAUAGGUACAUGUCCAGGUAGAGGUAUACAAUAUUAUGCACGAGUACUGUAUAAUGUUAAUAUGUGUCGGUGAACGCUGAUUGCCCACCCGCCAAUUCCGACGGCAUGGCGGGCAAAGGACGCGCGCACAGGUGGUGGCCAUCGGAAAUAAAGAUAAAUACUCGUCGUCGUCGCUAAGGUCAGACGUGAACGCUACUGCCGCCGUGAACUUGCCACCACCGUCGCCGUGCCCGCGGGUAUUUUAAUACGACGACUAAGACGACUACGACGACGAAGAGGGCGGCGACGGAAACAACAAAAUUAUACCAAUGUAAUAUUAUUAUAUCAUUAGGUAGUUUUCGCACAUUAUUCUCACAUCAGUGUAUACAUAGUAUAUUAUCGAUUGUAGUUAAGUGAUAGUCGCUGCAGCAAGUCGAUGUCGAAUCCGUUGUUUUAGUCCGAAAAUACGAGAAUCACACGUGCGGUCCAAACGAAACGAACGCGAUGAGACGAUUUUUCGAAAAAGAUAUAAUAGCAAUUAGCGCGUGCUUUUUGUGGUGUUGUACUGUCACAUUGACUUGGAAACCAAACUUUCAAUCGCCGAAAUGGACACAACAGAUGUCUAAUGAAAAUUUGACGGAUAUACCAAAAUCCGUUAUACAGCUUCAAGAUAGAAUUUUGUAUCCUACGAGACUUUUUUUGCAAAACAUGUUCAGCUCUCAGUAUCAAAUAGACAAAUCUCGGAUGUUACAGAGAACACAAGAGCGACAACUGAAGUCAUCCAAGUUUUUUUGUAAUACCAAUGGAACUAGAUCUGAAACGAGGCCAACGUCUGUACAUGAACUAAGACCAGGUGACUUUGAUGUAAUCGGCAGUGUCGGAGAUUCUUUGACAGUCGGGACGGGAAGCUUUUCGUAUUUUUUACCACAAUUAGUCGUCGAUCAUCGUGGAUCAUCGUGGACAGCUGGCGGACAAGGUACAUGGAGAGAAUUUUUAACUUUGCCCAAUAUUUUGAAAGUCUUUAAUCCAAAAUUGAUUGGCUAUGCGUAUGGCGACGCAUUGGCUGAACAGCGUUUUUCUCAAUUCAACGUAGCUGAAGUCGGUGCUCUCAGUAGAGACCUACCAUUUAUGACAAGAGAACUGGUGAAAAGAAUGAAAAUGGAUAAGAGGGUUAAUAUAACCGAAGACUGGAAGUUAGUAACAAUGAUGAUGACUUCGAAUACCUUUUGCUUAGAACUGUGUUACGAAGAUUAUACUACGUAUGCUGAAAAAUAUAGACAGAACAUUUUAACAGCAUUACUAUACAUAAAAGAAAAUUUGCCACGGACUAUGGUCAACUUAAUUUUAAGUCCAAAUUUAGAAAUUUUACUUAAAUUCACAAAUCUGCCAAAAAUUUGUUUUUUCACUCACAUCCUAGAGUGUCCAUGUUUGUAUUCGAUACAGUACAAACAUAAAUUGUCAGAUUACAUAAAAGUAAUGAAACAGUUUCAAGAAGUCGAGAAAGAAAUAGUGGAAAGUGAAGAAAUGAAGAAUAAAGAUGAUUUUACGGUUGUUCUCCAAGUAUUUACAGAAGAUCUGAAAUUUCCAUUAAAUAGGUUUAAUACUACAGAUACAACGUAUUUGGCGAGUGAUUGUUUUCAUUUCAGUCAAAAAGGUUAUGCCAGAGCUGCAAAUGCAUUAUGGAACAAUAUGAUGGAACCAGUUGGUCGCAAAUCGACAGACUGGUCUAAAGAAUUCGAUCGAUUUAAUUGUCCAACAAAAGAUUCUCCAUACAUUGGUACGUGGAAAAAUAGCAUAAUAUGAUUGUGAUCGGUUCUAACUUCUAAGUACGUUGUUUGCACUUGAAUAUCUUUGAUAUGUUUUACAGCAGUUUUAUAUGUUCUCACUUAUGUAUUAAGUAUUUAAGUAUAUAAUAUGUAAUAUGUGUAAAAUAGUGCUUAUACGUUAUACUAUUUGUUCACAUUGCCUCAUUUCGUUACCUAUUAUUUCUAUUGAUUUUCAUCAUAUUGUCAAUGUUGUAGGUCUGAUUGUUAUGUAUAUAGUUUAUAGAUAUAAACAAAUGACAGUCACCUACAUUUAUAUCGUUUUAAAUGUUUUGAUUGUGUAUUACAUUGUAUAUAUUUAAUGCAUACCCACUCAUAACA
This is a messenger RNA of Acyrthosiphon pisum (pea aphid), 2193 nucleotides long. Its product is annotated as phospholipase B1, membrane-associated. Gene Ontology annotation, molecular function: glycerophospholipase activity. NCBI's taxonomy places the organism in Eukaryota, Metazoa, Arthropoda, Insecta, Hemiptera, Aphididae. The transcript is spliced from 9 exons. The record is from RefSeq and is a predicted model, not a curated record. Gene Ontology annotation, biological process: phospholipid metabolic process. Bases 554 to 1852 code for a protein of 432 amino acids.